GUGUAUUUGUGAGUGUGUGUGUGCGUGGGGGGGAGGCUGAGGUAUAUGGAUGUGGGUUAGGGUGCGUGCGUGUGUGGACGCGUGAGUGUGUGUGUGUGUGAACACCCAGAUUUCCUUCCACCCCCGAGCUCCGCCGUUCCUCAUCCACAUCACUCCCAACCCGGCAUCUGGCGGCUGCAAACCUGCAGGUUUUUUUUUUUUUUUCCUCCUCGGCGGAUAGUCGCCCAGCCGCCAUAGAGAGAGCUACGCGAAGGAGGCGGAGAGGAGAAGGGGGAAAAAUAAUAAUAAUAAUAAUUAUAAUAAUAAUAAUAAAAGGCCAAGGGGGGGGAAGACGAGGAAAUAGCAAACCUCCCCCCCCCUUCUUCUUCGCCAGCCGAGCAAACAGAACUAUUUACGCAUCCCGAUUUUGUUAUUUAUUGAUCCACUUUAAGAAAGAAAGAAGGAGAGAAAAAAAAAAAAUUGCCCCGGCGCCCAGCGAGGGUUUCCUCUCCUUUUGCCUUGGAUUGUGCCUGGAUGUCUGCAUCAAAGGAAGUCUCGCAACAGUUCAAACAAAACAAGAGGGACAAAAAAGGCGGCCCCCCCUCAGCUCCCCCAGCGCCGUUUUGGUUGUAAGAAAGAAAGAAAGAAAGAAAGAGGGGGGGAGAGAAAGAAGGGAGAGAAAAGAGCCCCAAACAAAGCUGCCACCCUCCGCAUCCCCGAACAGGUUGAUCGCGCCUUGAGGAGAAAGCGAAGGCGCUCGGCGCUGGGAUUGCCGCCGUGCCGUUGAGCGGCUGAGGGAAGGAGGGAAAAGGGAGGAAAAAAAACACACACGCGCGCACACACACACACACACGCAGGCGCGCACGCCGAGAGUGAGGGAGAAAGAGAGCGAGCGAGAGAAAACAAACCCCGCCGGCCUCGGAGCGGCUUCGGAUCUGGGAAAAGAGAAGUGAGGUUGGAGAAAGUACAGCGAUGCCAAGGCGGAAACAGCAGGCACCCAAAAGGGCGGCAGGUUAUGUCCAAGAGGAUGAUUUGAAAGAUGAGGAAGACAUAAAAGAGGAGGAAGACGAUGAUGAUGAGAGCAAUUCAACGGCUCAUCUUCAGGGUAGCAAUGACCCAGGAACAGAUGAAGAACAUGAAACUGGUCCUGAUCCAAGAGGAAACUUAAGCUACCAGAAUUCCCCAGGGAGUCAUAUCUCCAAUCAGGAUGCAGAAAACGAAUCCUUGCUCAGUGAUGCUAGCGACCAGGUGGCAGACAUUAAAAGCCUCUGCUCCAGGGAGGCAUCAGACGCCAAAGGCAAUAUCCAUCCCAAACAUCCAACGGAAGCACACAGCUGCAUGGAUAAAAUGACAGCUGUCUAUGCUAACAUCCUUUCAGAUUCUUAUUGGACAGGUUUGGGACUGGGGCUCAAACUGUCCAGUUCUGAUAAGAGGUCAUGCGACAAUAGAAACGGAGCAAGCAAAAGUGACUUUGAUUGGCAUCAGGAUGCCUUGACCAAAAGCUUGCAGCAGAGUUUACCAGUCCGGCCACUCUCCAAGCCAAACCUUUUCAGCUCAGUCCAGCUGUAUAGGCAAAGCAGCAAAAUGUGCGGAACUGUAUUCACAGGUGCUAGUAGGUUUCGGUGUAGGCAGUGCAGCGCUGCCUAUGAUACCUUAGUUGAGCUUACUGUCCAUAUGAACGAAAGUGGCCAUUACCAAGAUGACAACCAUAAAAAAGACAAGCACAGAUCUACCAGCUAUUCCAAGCCCCGGAAAAGGGCUUUUCAGGACAUGGAUAAAGAAGAUGCUCAGAAAGUUCUGAAAUGUAUGUUCUGUGGUGACUCUUUUGACUCUCUUCAAGAUCUGAGUGUUCAUAUGAUCAAAACAAAACAUUACCAAAAAGUGCCUUUGAAGGAGCCGGUACCUACCAUAUCUUCCAAGAUGGUGACUCCAAAUAAGAAACGUGUGUUCGACAUUAAUAGGCCUUGCUCUCCAGAUUCGACCACGGGAUCUUUUGCUGACACAUUCUCUUCUCAUAAGAAUGCCAACCUGCAGCUAUCGUCUAACAAUCGUUACGGCUACCAGAACGGUGCCAGCUACACGUGGCAGUUUGAAGCAUGCAAAUCACAGAUUCUCAAGUGCAUGGAAUGUGGGAGCUCCCAUGAUACUUUGCAGCAACUCACAACCCACAUGAUGGUCACGGGUCACUUCCUGAAAGUCACCAGCUCAGCUUCCAAGAAAGGGAAACAACUUGUUUUGGAUCCCUUGGCUGUGGAAAAAAUGCAGUCGCUUUCUGAUGCAUCAGCCACUGACAGCCAGCAUUCAAAACCCUCCAGUAAUUCAUCAACUGAUUCUACAGCUCCUGCUUCAGAGCUAAAAACGGAAAGUAAGCAAAAUAAAUCUGAGGAAGCGAACAAAGAUGAAAAAGGGGUAAAAAAUGAAGAGUACGAAGACGCUCUUCAAAAACCACUGGACCCGACAAUGAAAUAUCAGUAUCUCCGGGAGGAAGAUUUAGAAGAUGCUUCAAAAGGUGGUGGAGACAUUUUGAAGUCUUUGGAAAACACUGUCACCACAGCCAUCAAUAAAGCUCAGAAUGGAGCACCCAGCUGGAGUGCGUAUCCCAGCAUCCAUGCAGCAUACCAGCUCUCGGAGGGAACAAAGCCUUCCUUACCGGUGGGGUCCCAAGUUUUGCAAGUUCGACCAACAGUCAGUAAUAAACUGAGGCCUAUUGCUCCAAAAUGGAAAGUGAUGCCUAUAGUACCCAUGACAGCCAAUAUAGUCCAGUGUAGUCAGUUGAAAAAAGAAGGAGACCCCAAGAAGGAAAUGCAUAAGGACUACAUUAAAGAUGGCAACAAGACAGACAUGGUUCCACCUUAUCAGAAUGAAGGAGAUUCUCCUCCUCAGGCUGAGAUGUGUGUAGAGCCCAAAAAGUCAGAGCUAAGUCCUUUGAAGGAGGAACACAAGACAAAGGAAGAGGAGGAAAAAAUAAAAACGAAGGAUUCUGUGACAUCAUCUCUCAGCAAUGGAUGCCCUACUGGGAACCACACUUCAGAGCUGCCUGGUUUAAAUCCCCUCAGUGCCCUGCAGUCUGUGCUGAACAACCAUCUGGGCAAAGCAAAUGAGCCUUUGCGACCUCAGUCAAACUCCAGCCCCAGUUCAAGUUCAACAUCUUUGUUCCACAAACCAAAUUUAAAUAUAAUAGAGAAGCCUGUUCUGUCUCCUGCCUCAACGCCGGCUAAACCUGCAAAUGUUACAUCUCGGCGUUACGUGUUUGAGAACAAUGAUCAGCCAAUUGACCUGACAAAAUCAAAAAAUAAGAAAGGGGAAUCUGUUCAGGCCCAGUCUUGUACUUCCCCACCUCAGAAGCAUGCUCUGUCUGACAUUGCAGACAUGGUCAAAGUCCUUCCCAAAGCAACAACCCCGAAACCUGCUGCUUCAUCCAGAAUCCCAUCCAUGAAACUGGAAAUGGAUGUUCGGCGUUUCGAAGAUGUCUCUACAGAAGUCUCCACUUUGCAUAAAAGAAAAGGAAGGCAGUCCAACUGGAAUCCUCAGCAUCUCCUGAUUCUGCAAGCGCAAUUUGCAUCCAGUCUCUUCCAAACAUCGGAGGGUAAAUAUUUAUUGUCAGAUCUGGGCCCUCAAGAACGCAUGCAGAUUUCCAAGUUUACGGGGUUGUCCAUGACUACCAUCAGCCAUUGGCUGGCAAACGUCAAGUACCAGCUCAGAAAAACUGGGGGGACAAAGUUUUUGAAAAACAUGGAUAAAGGACACCCCAUCUUUUAUUGCAGUGACUGUGCAUCUCAGUUUAGAACCCCAUCGACGUACAUCGGCCAUUUAGAAUCCCAUCUAGGUUUCCAAAUGAAAGACAUGAACAAGCUGGCUGUGGAGCAGCAAACCAAGGUAGAGCAAGACAUUUCCAGAAUUUCAGUUCAAAGAUCUCCUGAAACAAUAGCUGGAGAAGAGGACACAGACUCUAAGUUCAAAUGUAAGUUGUGCUCUCGGACAUUUGUGAGCAAACAUGCUGUAAAACUUCAUCUAAGCAAAACGCACAGCAAGUCACCAGAACAUCAUUCACAGUUUGUAGCAGAAGUGGAUGAAGAAUAACUCCUAAGGUAUGCAUGCCUUAACUGCAAAAGAAAGGGGAAAAAAAGUGUUUUAAUGUGAUGUUAAUCAAAGGAAGGGCUCUUAAAGCACUUCUGCUUUAUUUAAAGAAAACAUUACCUUCCAAAAUGCCCAUUUCUUUUCAGACAUUGGCUUCUCUGUCUGUAAUUGUUGCAUGAUGGGACAAAUUUUGCAUGGACAGCUGCUUCCAUCAGCCUGUUUCCAUGAUGAAAAAAAAAAAAAACUUUACACGUUGCCUUUUUCCCAGGCAUGUGCUCUUAAAGGCAAAGAGACCUCUGCCAAGAAAAGAUUUGGCACUCUUGCUUGCUGUUGAUACCAUGUUCCUAUUUAGCAAACUUAGCCCUGUAAAGCUUUCAGUAGAAAAAGCAAAGCAUGCUGGACAUUUCAUUCUAAUGAUUUCCCAAUGAAAUUGUGUUUGCUUAUAGUAUUUGAAGCAACUAUGUCCCCCUUUGGUCUGAGCACAACAGCAAGAGGCACUACAAACUGAUGUUUCAAUGUCCGGUUUUCAAUAAUGGGAUUCCCUUGCUUAAUUUUAAUAACCUUAUGAAUUCAAGAGCCUUUUGUUCUCAUUCCCACCCCUCACUGUUCAAUGCUGGUGAAAUAUCAAGCCUGUUUUGGGGAUUGCUGUCUAUGGAUCAACAGGAAUAAUCAUAUCAUUCUCCUUUUGGGGACUGGAGGGAGAACGUGAGGAUAUUAAGAAAGUCCAAACUUCAGUGAUAGACAUAAUAUCCUUAGUCCCUGUUAUCUCCAGCUGGUGUCUCUCAUCAGUUCAUAGUUCUUAGAAAGUUAUUCUCAACAGGCAAGGCUGAAUUGUGUUUGCAAAGCUGUUGCCAGCCUGACAAAUUUAAACAAAUGUUUUCACCUCCAGAUUUCACCAGCCCUUAGGAUGAUGCUGAUUAAAUAUGCCCCCAAUACAUUAAAAAAAAAAAGCAAUCUAUAACUAUUAGGCUAAACUCUGAAACAUAUUUCUUCUUCUCUUUUUCAUUUUCUUUUCUUUGAGAUCCCUUAAUCUAGGAUUACGUAACAUUUCUGGGCUGGGGGCAAAUAGUGAUAGCAUGUGGUAGCCACAUUCACAAAAUGGCUGCCACGAGAGAUUUGGCCUUUCUGUAAAAUGGCUGCUGUGAAAAGGAUGGAGAAUCCCAUGUAUCCAUUUACUAGAAGGAAAUUAGCACUCAAUAGGUUCUUGUUGAACCCAAAGGUAUUGCUACAAGUAAUUGUAAUGAUAGAGGCUGGUGUUUUGCUUUGCAGCAUGUUCAUCUUCUAUUAAAUUUGUUUUGUUAAAGUAUUCCUUUUUUAAAAGUGGGGGAGAAAUCAAGUGAGAUAGGCAGCUUAACAGGGACCAAGAGGUGCAAUUGUAGCCAUGUCAGUAUCUGGAAGUACAGAUAGUCCUCAACAUACAGCCACAAUUGAGCCCAAAAUUUCUGUCAUUAAGCGAGACAUUGUUAAGUGAAUUUUGCCCCAUUUUACAACUUUUCUUGCCACAGUUGUUAAGUUAGCAAUGUUUGUUAAGUGAAUCUGGCUUCCCCAUUGACUUUGCUAGUCAGAAGGUCUCAAAAAGUGGUCACAUGACCCCAGGACACCGCAACAGUCAUAAAUAUGAAGCAGUUGCCAAGCAUCUAAAUUUUGAUCACAUAACUUUGGGGAUGUUGCAAUAGUCAUAAGUGUGAAAAACGGUCAUAAAUCACUUUUUUCAGUACUGUUGUAAUUUCGAACGGUCACUAAAUGUCCUUUUGUAAGUCGAGGAUUACCUGUACACACUGAUUAUCCUGUUUUAAUAGUAAACAAUUGGUGCUCAGCUGAUUUGAAAAGCAGUAUAAGUCUGUAGCCUGGUAAAAAGUACAGAGAAAAGCAACGUGAGUUAUUGUAUAUAUUAAAACUGUACAAUUUUUCAUUUCAUCAAUUCAAAUUAGCAAACAUUUUGGGAUUCAAUGUAUGAACUUGAUUCGGAUUGAAUCCAAUAAUCCAAUUUAGAUUUGGGGGGUAAAAAAGUUUUCUCCACAUGGACAAUCAGAUUUCUGAAUCAAACUGACCCGAUUCAUCCUUUCAGAUUUCAAACUUCAUUUGGAUUGUUCAGACUGAUUCAACGAUUCAGAUUGGACUGAUCGUAUUCUUUGAACUGAUUUGACAAAUCAGAGCAGACCCUAUUUGCACAGGCCUAAUAUUUAUUAGGUUUUAUAGAACUUUCCUAUGUCUGUUGUGCUUUAGCAUAAAAUAAAAACCAAUCAAAAAGAAAACCUUAAAAUACUGUAAUAAUAAUAAUAAAAAAACCUUGAAUGUCAAUUUCUCGCAUUUUUUGGUAUCGUUCUCCAGGGAGAGAUGCAUAUUAUUCCCCUUUGUAUAAUACGUGAAAGCACAAAAAAUACAAAACAAUAUACUUCCUCCUCCUUCACUAAACUGUACAGAUAGUCCUCGACUUACGACCAUUCGUUUAUUGGCCAUUUUGAAAUUACAAAAGUCCUGAAUUACAACUGGUCCUCACACUUAUAACCAUUGUAGCAUCCCCAUGGUCAUAUGGAUCAAAAUUUGGGCAUUGGGCAACUGGCAUGUAUUUGCAAUGUUCUGCAGUGUUCUGGAAUCACUUAGCAUUCACCACUUUCCCAGGGGGCUUUGAAAAAGAAAAGUUAAUAGAGGAAGCUGGAUUGCUUACUGACCAGUGCAAAAAAGGACAUAAAAUUGGGCAUGACUUACUUAACAACCGCAUUGCUUUGCAUUGGAAGUUCCAGUCUCAAUUGCAGUCAUAAGUCAAGGACUAUCUGUAAUGUGACCAUAGAUCCUCCUACUAUGGCUUUUGCAGGCUUUGGAAAGAGUGUGAGUUCUCGUCGCUUGACCAGAUUCCUAAAUGCAACUGAGAACAUGAACAAAUCAUUUAUUUGCCUUGCAUGUUUGUUUGAUGUUUGUCACCUAUGCUGCUCUUCACACUCAGGUAGGGGGUGGGGUGGGGGGAAUAUAGAGGUUUUUCAUAAUCUUCAAUUUGAUAGCUGUAAUUUUCAGAACUUAAAUUCUCUCUGAAGGAAAGCUGAAUCUGUCAAGUAGACCAAAUUUUAUGUUAUACACUGAAAGUCUGCAUUUCAAAAACCUUGGUUAUUUAGUAAUUCUUCUAGAUAAAUAUAUGGCUUCAUAGAUCCAUUUGUGUAAUAAUAAAUUUCUUUCUCACAGACAAAUGCACACAGAAGUCUCCCUCUUUAAUUAUUUUGCCUGAUCUGAAUGCCCUUUGAAGCUUCUUUCUUACUUUAUAACAGGAAGAAACAAAUCAGCAUGUUUUUAAUAGCAAUCUGGAGUGUAAAAACGUGAAAAGUGAGCUCAUCUAUAUAUAUAUAUAAGGAUGAGCCUCUCUCUGAGGGAGAUGGACAAUUUAAAAAUAUUAUAUAAUCCCCUUUUUACAACUCUGUAAUCCCUUAAUUCAGGGUAGAUGGGUGGAGCUAAGCUUUUACUGGCCGGAUGCCCUUCCUGAUGCCUACAGGGAGUUCACAGCAUAUAUUUACUCUUUGCGCUCUUAAAGAGAAACAUCUGCUGCUAUCUAGGAUUGAACUCUCAACCUUCCAAGUGGGAGGCAAGCAUCUUCAUCACUAGACCACCACACCGGUCUUUAUUCCUACUCUACCGUGAAUUAAGGAUAACAGGGUCACUUCUAUAUAUGCACCACUUAUAUAUGCAUCAUUUAUCUAUGUAUAGCUGAGUAUCACUUCCAUGUAUGUAUGUUUGUGUGUAUGUAUGUAUAAUACAUAUGCAAGUGAUACCCAGCUUUUCCAUUCCAUGACUUUUUAAAAAUAAAAAUAAUACAAUUUUUAUAGCCUAAUAGAUGUUUCAGGUUUCAGUCCUGAAACAGAGAGCAACUAACUUCAGAAUAUACCACCUACUGCUUAAAUACAUCUCUCUCUCUCUCAUUUAUAUAUGAAUAGUGUAAUGCACACUUAAUAAAGCCUACUUAGUUCCAAAACCCGAGAUCUGAUGUUUGUAAAUUAAUUACAAGCAAACCACCUGAAUGUUCAAAUAGAUUCUCGCAGCAAGAUUAUUUCAAAAUAAACUGUACAAAGUUAUAUGAGAUUUAGAUGCAGCCACCUAGUAGUAAGCCAGGCUGGGUUUCAUGUGCAAAUUACUCCCAGGAAUAUUAGGAUUGGAACUCAGUGUCACCAAAUGUGUAAUUAGCAGCGUUAGGUAAAUGUUCUACCAAGGAUGCAUUUGUUGGGAAAUCUUGUUCACAGUAUGUGUGUUGGGGAUGGGGAAAAGACAUUUUUUAAAUCUUAUUAAAUUUCAAAGUUAUGAAACGUA
This is a messenger RNA of Pantherophis guttatus, 8346 nucleotides long. The record is from RefSeq and is a predicted model, not a curated record. NCBI's taxonomy places the organism in Eukaryota, Metazoa, Chordata, Lepidosauria, Squamata, Colubridae.